AUGUCAAAAUUCAUCGCAAACGCUCUAAAACAGAAUUUUCAUAGCAAAUACAACAUAGUGGACAGCUUCAAAUUCGCCGAAUACAUCAACACGAUAAAGCUCCCUAAAGACUAUGUACUAGUAUCGUUUGACGUAGUAUCUCUGUUUACCAAUAUACCGAAAGAUCUUGUCAUCCACGAUAUCAUUAUGAACUGGCCUGAUAUCAAAACAACAACCAAUAUCAAUUUAGAUCUGUUUAUAGACAUCGUAGAAUUUUGCUUAAACAACAGCUACCUUGAGUUCCGAGACAAAUUCUAUCUGCAAACAUUUGGAACGGCAAUGGGUAGCCCUUUGUCGCCAAUACUAGCCGAUCUGGUAAUGGAAAACCUCCUAAACACAGUGAUAAGGCGUCUUCCUUUUGAAAUUCCAGUAUUACGGAAGUAUGUUGACGAUUUACUCUUGGCACUGCCUAAAAAUCAAGUACAGUAUACAUUGGACACUUUCAACGACUACAAUGAGCACAUACAAUUCACAAUAGAAGAGGAAUUAAACAACACCUUGCCAUUUCUCGACACAUUAAUCAUACGCAGCAACGAUCAAACUAUAUCCACGCAAUGGUAUGCCAAGCCAAUUGCCUCAGGCAGACUUCUAAAGUUUCACUCGCUACACCCAACAUCUAUCAAAGUCAACGUAGCAACCAACUUUAUUAAACGAGUGGUGAUGCUAUCUACCAACAAACCAAUCAAUCAACUAAAACACAUCAUCUUCCAACAUCUGCGGCAAAAUGAUUAUCCAUCUUCGCUGAUCAACCGACUCAUCAACAGAAACAUUAGCAAAUUCUCCAUUCAGCACCAUGAUUCUAUGUCCCAACACAGCUCACCACCUAACAGCCUGAGGCAUAACUCAGCUCAAAACUUCAAUAACCAGCCUUCUACACCUGUUCCAGUUGAAGAACCAACAUCGGAAAACACAACAUCACCAUGCACCACCAGCAUUCCAUCUUCAAUAACGUACAGAUCGAUUGCUUUCAUCCCAGUCCUAAGCAAAAUUAUAACAUCAACUCUCCGGCCAGAUUUUCCAACAUUGAAAUUCGCGUACAGAUCAAUCAAAACAACCAAGUGCCUACUCAAACAGAUCAAAGAUCCAGUACCCCCACAACUGCAAUCCAACGUUAUUUACAGUAUCCCCUGCUAUGAAUGUCCAAUGACAUAUAUUGGUAUGACCAGAAACCAGCUAAAAACGAGACUCAGCGGACACCGAUCGAAUAUAAACAAAUAUACCAAUCUAAUUGACCUCCCACCCCAAUACCAAAAAGAAGAAAUAGCCCAGUUAAGCGAAAAAACAGCACUCAUGCAACACAUCAUCAGUCAUGAGCACAGCUUUGAUCUGGCGAACACGAAGAUCAUCGAUCGCACACUCCGGACUUCGGCAUUACCACUGCUAGAGAUGUGUCACAUUGCAAGCACACCUAACACAGUCAACCACCGCACCGAUGUACAGGGCCUCAACACAACCUACGCUGGUAUUUUGCACGCUACCAAAUCCAUCAGUUGUAGUAGCAGAAACAGACGAAAAAGUUUCUCUACUAACACUGAUACUGUUCCAUCAAAAGCUCCGUAAUUUCAUUUUAUUUUUUUGGGCCACGAUAGACCAGAUGAGCUUUCCCAAUGUCUAUGUUUAGCU
Messenger RNA from Topomyia yanbarensis, 1662 nucleotides. RefSeq lists its product as uncharacterized. Bases 1 to 1599 code for a protein of 532 amino acids. Lineage: Eukaryota; Metazoa; Arthropoda; Insecta; Diptera; Culicidae. The transcript has a single exon. The record is from RefSeq and is a predicted model, not a curated record.